Molecule: messenger RNA, 1483 nt
Organism: Zea mays
Lineage: Eukaryota; Viridiplantae; Streptophyta; Magnoliopsida; Poales; Poaceae
Product: purine permease 3
Exons: 1
Coding region: 90-1265 (391 amino acids)
Cellular component (GO): membrane
Molecular function (GO): purine nucleoside transmembrane transporter activity
Source: RefSeq, a predicted model, not a curated record
GUACAAGCCGAUCGAGUCUCCAGACUCCUCCUGCAAAAGGCAUAGCAUCAAGAGGCUGUGUAAAAUUUGCUGUGUCCCUGCAAAAGGUCAUGUCAUCUCCCAUGGCCACCAUAACGGCUAGUGCCAGUCCAGCCAUGCAACAAACCAGCAACAAGGCUACGACGAGUGCCACUGUCGCCUCGCCGGCGCCAGUGCGCUACCGGCCGUCGCUCUUGGUCAUAUUAAGUGCCUGCCUCGUCCUCAUGGGCGCAGGCGGCCCGCUCCUUCUCCGCGUCUACUUCGUCCACGGCGGGGAGCGCCUGUUCCUGUCCGCCAUGCUGCAGAUCUCCGGGUGGCCCCUCCUCCUCCCGCCCAUCUGCGUCUCCCUCUACCGGAGCCGCAGCCGCAGCCGCAGCCACGGCGUGGCGAGCCUCCUCCUCCCGCCGCGCCUCGCUGGCGCCGCGGCCGUCCUCGGCGCGUUCUACGCCAUCUCCUGCUUCCUCUAUGCGCUGGGCUCGCAGGCUCUGCCGCUGUCCACGUCGUCGCUGCUGCUGGCCACGCAGCUCGCCUUCACCGCGGUGUUCGCGUUCCUCUUCGUGGGCCUCCGCUUCACGCCCUUCUCGGCCAACGCCGUCGUGCUCCUCACCAUCGGCCCGGCUGUGCUAGGCGUUGGCCCCGGCUCCGGGAAGCCAGCUGGCGAAGCCUCGCGGACGUACUGGAUAGGGUUCUGCGAGGCAAUCGCCGCGGCCGCGCUUGCCGGGCUUGUGCUGCCGCUCGUCGAGAUCGCCACGGCGCGCUACGGCCGUCGCACCGGACCCGCGGCGAGAGUGCCACCACCGUACGCGACCGUGAUGCAGAUGCAAGCCGUGAUGGGAGCUGCCGGCACACUGGUUUGUCUGCUUGGCAUGGCCAUCAAGAGCGACUUCCAAGCGGUCCCAAGUGAGGCUGCCACGUUCGGCCUCGGCAAGACCAACUACUACCUGGUGCUCAUCUGGGACGCCAUCUCAUGGCAGCUGCUAAACCUGGGGAUCGUGGGGCUCAUCACCUGCGCCUCUUCGCUCCUCGCCGGCAUUAUGAUCGCCGUCCUCCUGCCGCUCUCGGAGAUCCUCGCCGUCAUCUUCCUCCACGAGAAGUUCGACGGGCCGAAGGGCAUUGCGCUCGUGCUCUCUCUUUGGGGCUUCGCCUCCUACCUCUACGGUGAGAAGGCGCAAAAGAAGACGGAGACUCAGAAGAACGAGCUGCAAAUGGUAAAGAAAACUGUUGAUCUGGAGUCGGCUACUCUUUGAGGAUCUAUGUAUUUCUUCAUUUCUGUUUUAUUGUUGUGACAGCAUGUAUCCGCAAUUCCGCAUACGCAGAGGCAUGCAAGUAUAGUUAUACAUGGCUUUCAGCUUAGAGAUUGCUUAGCAAGUACAUUCCGUACGACAUUUUUUUUGACGAGAGGAGGACCCCAUUUCUAUUAUUGUCAUAACAGAAAUACAAAGCGGUUCAGAUAGUUUCCACACUA